CCCUCCGUGUCAGCCGGUAAAACUGGCUAAACUAUGAAUCUAUAGCUACUUCCACUGGUAACACAAAUAUCACUUCAACACGCAACAAUUGGUCUCUGAUUCCGCCAGUGACAGUGUUAACGCGUGGCACAGAAGGAGUGGCUCUGAGCCGCCUCAGCUCUCCGGACCCAGAGGAACCCACUGGAACACGCCUGUCUAGUGUCACACACACAGCUGUCACAAGACAGUUGAAAAACCGAACAAAAGUUGACUUGAAGGCGCAGGAAAUAUUUAUCCCACGGGAAACAACAAAGAUGCGUGUCACCAAGAAGAAGUGUGUGAUUUUGGUCACUGGGCUUCUGUCUUUUGCCCUGUUUUGUGCCUGGAGCCCUGGGACCAGCUCAGGCGUUGACAUACGGCCAGGACAGAGGGGUCACAUAGAAAAACUUCUCGAAGAGAAAAUUCGAGACACCAUCAGUGACUAUCACGACAUUGCCUACCAUUUGAAGGAUGAUGUGGCACGUCAUCUGGCUCAAAAUACAUGUGUGUGUCUGGCUGAUGAGGAGACCUUUCACCUGCCGUUAGCCAAUCUACUAUUUCCACAUGUGUGGGCCCACAACGUUGACCUUGCGUUCUUAGAGUCCCAUCCUGACCCAGAGGGCGUAAAGCAUCACAGAGCUCAGGAGUACAGAAGUUUUCAGAGGAGGUCGUACAAUCCUGCAGAUGUGCUUAUCGUUGCUGAGGCCAACAGUCCUCUUCAGUAUCCUACCCAGGGUGUGGAGGUGCGACCCCUCAAAACGAUCAUCAUUCCUGGUUUGGGUCUUAAAGAAAAAACAGGAUCAAACCAUAUGGUGCAUUUGACAGCAAUCCUGGGGACUUUUGAUGUUGCUGCCACAGUGGACAAGGUCUCUGUUAAAGGAGCAGGGGAGAAGCACAUGACGCUGUCGAGUCCCAGUCUCUCCGCUUUAAACGGGCAGCUGCAGUUUGUCACUUAUACAAACACUGUUUUCCAUCCAAAGACAGCAGACACAGUUCAGUUUGCAACUGAAGGUCACCAGUCAUAUUUCAGCAUUAAAGUUGGACAUGGAAUCAUACCUAACCUUUACAACUCAGGAUAUCAAAGAGAGUACAAUAUUAGUGCUCUUGUUACCAUCGCCACCAAAACUUUUCUACGCUACGACAAACUCAAAGACCUCAUUGACAGUAUACGACAACACUAUCCCACUGUCACCAUAGUGAUAGCAGAUGAUAAUGAACAUCCUCAGCCAGUGACUGGGCCUCACAUUGAGCAUUACAUCAUGCCUUUUGGAAAGGGAUGGUUUGCAGGAAGAAACCUGGCAGUGUCUCAAGUGACCACCAAGUAUGUGCUCUGGGUGGAUGAUGAUUUCAUUUUCACUGCAAACACCAAGUUGGAGAGGAUGGUGGACAUCUUAGAGAAGACCACUCUGGACCUGGUGGGUGGUGCGGUGAGAGAGAUUACAGGUUACACUGCCACAUACCGUCACACCAUUUCUGUGGAGGAAGGAGGAGAGGACGGUGACUGUUUGCAUAUCAGAAAUGGUUACCACCAUGUUAUCGAGGGAUUUCCCAACUGUGUGGUAGCUGAUGCCUGCAUCAACUUCUUCAUGGGGAGGACAGACAAGGUGCAGCAGGUGGGCUUUAAUCCCCGCCUGGCACGGCGCGGUCAUCUGGAGUUUUUCAUCGACGCUCUGGGCUCCCUCCACGUUGGCUCCUGUAGUGACAUCAUCGUAAGCCAUGCAUCAAAGAUCAAACUACCCUGGAGUAAAACAGUCUCACAAAAGGCCUAUGACAAAUUCCGCUAUUCAUCAUCCACUGCCCAAAAUGACAUCUCUAAUGAAGUCUUCUACUUCAAGAACAGGUUCAAGUGCAUAACAAGUCACUGAAACUUGGCCCCUCACAUGUCUGUUUGCUGCCUUAAAGUCCAGGUAAAGAAAAAAUACAUAUGUUUUAUGAGUUUGUCACACCACAGAAAAUGUGUCACUAACCUCCCAGACACAUUUGAUUGAUUAAAAAAAUUCAAAGUAUGUCAAAUUAGGUUUCAAAAUCAUGAAAAAAGAAGCAGAAGAAUCAGAGCCACUGCAGUUACGACAGACUCUCGUUCAGAAACUAACAGCAGCUAGCAUUAGCACUAAGCACACACCUCCAGCAGUGAGCAGUAACUGCUAGCAGGCAGGGCUGCUGAUUCAGGCUGAAAGACUGAAAGAUACAUUAGUGAUGGCUAUUUUUUUUUUAUGUAUAUAAGAUUGUGGCAUUUAACAAAGAUGUUUAUUCAUGUAAAACUGUACUUGACUGAAAGAGCCAAGAAGGCUUGUUGAAUGUAGCAAACUCACCGCUCACACACAGGGGAUGAAUAAAACAACACUGAUGCUAUGUGCUGUAACAUUUUUUAAAUAUAGUUUUUAAAUAUUGGGGAGGGGUCAUGUUAAAGAUGGCAGCACAUCAUCGAGCCAUGAUUUCAGGCUCAAGCUCAACGCAGCACUCUAUAGUUCAAAUUCGAUCACAUUUUCAACAACUAUUUUCUAACAUGUAUAAUUUGUCUAGAGAGAAACCUCAGAUUUUACUUUACCUGGACAUUUGAGAAUUUUGAGAAAUUUUUGUUUUCAGGUUAAGACUGCAGAAAUUGAUGUUGUUAUAUUUUACAGUUUGUUAGCACUUGCUGUUAAACAGACUGUGGACAGAUUUUGUUCUAUGAACAGUUUACAAUUUUUUAGUAUAGAAAAAAGUAUCCUAUCCUCCUUUCUCUAGCAGACAUGAAAUAUUGCCCUUCACAAAAUGCACUGAAAAUAUCAUGUUUCUUUUUGUUUUUAAUCGCACUGAGUUGACUUCCAUAAGUACUGUGACUUCAAAGGAUGAGAUGGGUUUCCUGGAACUGUCUAUUUGUAAUUCACCACAGAGACAGCGGUGGUGGAACAUAUCUGUUGUUGCAUGAAUUGCUAAAAAAUUUAAGUAGUGCUCCAGUAAUUGUUCAUGUUUAGACUUGAUCUAUUUUCCCAGUAUGUUCAAGGUUGCGUUUGCACUACAGCCACUUAAAGCAGCAGUUCUAUUUUAACUUGUCUGCUCAUUUCGCAACUUAUACCGCUUGUUGUUAAGGUGUUGUAACUGAGUCAAAUACUGACUGGGAAACAUACAUAUUGACAACAAAUCAUAUUGAUUUUUCAUCUUAACACUACUGUGAAUGUGUUUCAGAUUUCCUUUAGAAGAUCAUAAUUUCUAUCAGCUCUCUCAUCCCCCCUGUUGGGAAUCACUUAUGUAGAGUUAAUUUAGAGCUCUUGAAUGCAUCUUAUCCAGGCAAAAAUAUUCAAGUGCAAGAAAAAAAAUACUUUACUGCAGGGCACAUAUGCCUCCAAAAAAAAAAACAAAACACUGCAGUAAAUGCAUCUUAUCUGAAACAUAACAUCACAACCCAAUUAUGCUUCAUAAUAAAAAAAGUCACGUCACAGUUACAUCUGUAGUCCUUGUUGCAAAAUGUAUAUUAUGUAUUUAUUUAUUAUUUAUAUUUAUGAUACAUAUAUUCAUAAGAAAUUGGAGGGUUAUAUGACACAUGAAAUGAAUUGCCUUGUUUUUGUAAUGAUUUUAUUUUUUAUCUGCAUCUUCCUAUUCCUGAAUUGUAAAACAUUGCUGCAUUGGUUCCUUUAAAGAAAGAGGUUCGCAGACAGACUAGAUUUAAAACUACUUGGUGAUGCAGCCAGUGUAACUUUAAAUUAGCCUCUACAUUUGCGGCGUUGUGAUAUAAAACAUGUUCUAACAGUUCAAAACGCCCCUUAAUGCUCCAGGCUCAAUAUAUUUUGUCUGCAUGGAAACACAGCCAAUGGCAUUCUCAGGGUUUAUUACUCAGGUAACAUUUAUGCUUGUAACAUGCUUUGAAUGUGUUGUGAAAGAUACUGUGUUUGUGCACUUGUCUCUAAAGUGCAAUAUGAUAAAAUGGUGUGAGCAUGCCUUGCUGUGCAAGUAAACUGAUAAUAAAGGUUGUAAAUUGAGUCUUUAAUUACGCUGUUGUACAAUGGAGCUAUUGAACUGUUGAUAAGCUCGCACUUAGUUCUUUAAAUGUAACAUUUGAGAAAAUAGUGAAGCCAAUCAGGCCAGUGUAAUUGACUUCUGUAUUGAAAUCAUUUUUGCCAAAUAGAUGAACAUAUGUGCAGUAAGUCAAAGUAAUAUGUCCACUGCACCUUCUAGUUGUUUUGCAAUUAUAGUUCAUGUAUCAUUUAAAAAUUCUGCACACUCUCCAUCUCUGUGACAUUUAUCUUACAUAAUAUUUUACUCAUUUCAGUCUUUGUGUACCUUUGUGGUAGCUGUAAUGACUUCACCCAGUCCUUCCUCAUGUCAGUGCCAUAUCUCCUCUUAUGACUGACUUUUCCUGCACACUACAGUGUAAUUAAAAAAACAAGACAUAUGAAAAGGUUUUGGAUUGCAAAUUAUUACAGCUAAACAAUAAAGGUGUCCAUCUCCAUGGUA
Messenger RNA from Epinephelus lanceolatus (giant grouper), 4452 nucleotides. It is a transcript of the gene b4galnt1a, whose product is annotated as beta-1,4-N-acetyl-galactosaminyl transferase 1a. NCBI's taxonomy places the organism in Eukaryota, Metazoa, Chordata, Actinopteri, Perciformes, Serranidae. Gene Ontology annotation, biological process: ganglioside biosynthetic process. The record is from RefSeq and is a predicted model, not a curated record. Gene Ontology annotation, molecular function: acetylgalactosaminyltransferase activity. Gene Ontology annotation, cellular component: Golgi membrane.